AUGGGUGGAGAACAACCAGAUGGCAGGAGAUUCCUCCUUUGCCUCGUUGUCAGCCUUCUGCUUCAAGGAAGAGCCAACGCUUUCACCAUGAAUUGCUCAGGCUUUGAGCGGCAUGGGGUGGAUCCGGCCAUCUUCCAAGCAGUGUUUGACAGAAAGGCCUUCCGUCCAGUCACCAACCAGAGCUACCCUACUCACGUCAACAUCUCCUUCACCCUGUCUGCCAUCCUCCAAGUGGAUCCACAGCUUCAGCUGAUGACUUCAUUCCUGUGGAUAGAUCUGACAUGGAACAAUCCUUUCAUCAGCUGGGACCCAGAAGAAUGUAUCGGUAUCAAAGAACUCUCUGUGUCAGCUGAACAGAUGUGGCUCCCAGACAUCUUCAUCUUGGAAUCGAUGAACGUGAGUCUGACACCUUCAGGCUUCACCACCUUUGUCACCAGUGAAGGGCAAAUCAAGUACAGCAUGCCCAUGCGGGUGACCAGCAUCUGCAACCUGGACAUCUUCUACUUCCCUUUUGACCAACAGAACUGCACCCUCACCUUCUGUUCUUUCCUCUACACAGUGGACAGCAUGCUCCUGGGCAUGGACAAAGAGGUGUGGGAGAUCACCAACUUGUCUCGCAAAGUCAUCUGGACCCGGGGAGAGUGGGAGCUCCUGAGCAUCAACAAAGCCACUCCAAAACUGUUCGUUGGCAAAAACCUCUACGACCAGAUCAUGUUCUAUGUGGCCAUCAGGCGCAGGCCCACCCUCUAUGUCAUAAACCUCCUGGUGCCCAGUGGCCUUCUAGUGGCCAUCGACGCCUUCAGCUUCUACCUGCCAGCCGAAAGCCAGAACCGCGCUCCCUUCAAGAUUACCCUCCUGCUAGGCUACAAUGUCUUCCUGCUCAUGAUGAAUGACCUCCUCCCUGCCACCGGCACCCCCCUCAUCAGUGUCUACUUUGCCCUCUGCCUGUCCCUGAUGGUGGUCAGCCUGCUAGAGACCGUCUUCAUCACCUACCUGCUGCACCUAGCCACCACCCAGCCCCCACCCAUGCCCUGGUGGCUCCACUCCCUGAUGCUGCGCUACACCAGGAAAUCCUGCCCCGCCACCGCACCCCAGGACAACAAUAAGAGCCUGGGUCACAGCACCACCCACCUGCCAGGCCUGAAGGAGCCAGUAGAGCUAGUGGCAAAGGGACCGGGUCUCGUGGUGGCAGAGGUGCACGGCUGCCCCAAGCAGCCCAGGUGCCGGCAGGAGCACGAAACCCCACAGCAGCAGCAGCUGGUGGAGCUGUGGGUACAGUUCAGCCACCUGAUGGACACACUGCUCUUCCGCCUCUACCUGCUCUUCAUGGCCUGCUCCAUCAUCACCAUCAUCAUCCUCUGGAGCACCUAGGCACACUCUCACCUCUUUCUGAAAGCCG
Messenger RNA from Ochotona princeps (American pika), 1399 nucleotides. Its product is annotated as 5-hydroxytryptamine receptor 3C. The transcript is spliced from 9 exons. Bases 1 to 1371 code for a protein of 456 amino acids. Gene Ontology annotation, biological process: nervous system process; monoatomic ion transmembrane transport; regulation of membrane potential. NCBI's taxonomy places the organism in Eukaryota, Metazoa, Chordata, Mammalia, Lagomorpha, Ochotonidae. The record is from RefSeq and is a predicted model, not a curated record. Gene Ontology annotation, cellular component: neuron projection; synapse; membrane. Gene Ontology annotation, molecular function: transmembrane signaling receptor activity; neurotransmitter receptor activity; extracellular ligand-gated monoatomic ion channel activity.